GCAUCUAUUUUUUAUAUGUACAUAGUGACAGAAGAGAGUAGCAGUAGAGCGCCCUUGUUAUAAAGGCAAUAAUAGCGAGGCGCGGCACACCGCUGGAAAGAAAGUAAUACAAACCAUUAAGGAAUACCACUUUACUGGAAUAACCUGGAGAUUGCAUUAUUUAUCCCGGAGACGGGGAGAAACACCUGAAGCAGCGCGGUCAUCCACACAUUUCUUGUAGACGCACACGACACCCGGUUUAAAAUGUCUGCCCCAGGCCCUGCCGGUGCCCCAGGCACAGAAGGAGGUAACCAGCCUCCCCCUAACCUCACCAGCAACCGUCGCUUACAGCAGACUCAGGCUCAGGUGGAUGAGGUGGUGGACAUUAUGCGUGUGAACGUAGACAAGGUUCUGGAGAGGGACCAGAAGCUGUCAGAGCUGGAUGAUCGGGCUGAUGCCCUGCAGGCUGGAGCCUCACAAUUCGAGACCAGUGCCGCCAAGCUCAAGAAUAAAUACUGGUGGAAGAAUGCCAAGAUGAUGAUUAUCCUGGGGGUGAUAUGCGUGAUUGUCCUCAUUAUAAUCAUCGUGUACUUCAGCACCUAAAGCGUGACGUUCCUACCCCACUCUGAGCUCACGAACGCCCAAUUCCAAGCGACA
Molecule: messenger RNA, 636 nt
Organism: Carassius auratus (goldfish)
Lineage: Eukaryota; Metazoa; Chordata; Actinopteri; Cypriniformes; Cyprinidae
Product: vesicle-associated membrane protein 2
Exons: 5
Coding region: 244-582 (112 amino acids)
Biological process (GO): vesicle-mediated transport
Cellular component (GO): membrane
Source: RefSeq, a predicted model, not a curated record